Messenger RNA from Thermothielavioides terrestris NRRL 8126, 1287 nucleotides. RefSeq lists its product as uncharacterized. NCBI's taxonomy places the organism in Eukaryota, Fungi, Ascomycota, Sordariomycetes, Sordariales, Chaetomiaceae. Gene Ontology annotation, biological process: aerobic respiration; electron transport coupled proton transport; mitochondrial respiratory chain complex I assembly. The record is from RefSeq and is a predicted model, not a curated record. The coding region runs from base 366 to 1037 and encodes 223 amino acids. Gene Ontology annotation, molecular function: quinone binding; 4 iron, 4 sulfur cluster binding; NADH dehydrogenase (ubiquinone) activity. The transcript is spliced from 3 exons.
CAUGUCAAGCCACCGCGGGCGCCCCUGCGAAACAACCGCUUCACGGCGAGCUAGCUCCCUGGGCUUGGUGACGUAGGAGGACAUCCACACAUACUCCGUACAUAAGGGAAGGUCCAUAACUGGACGCCGAAAACAGGGGGGUGCCAAAGAGGUGGGUGGGGCUGGCACCCCACACCGACCAAUAAUGGAGUUUGGAUUUCCUGCUCAGCGAGCUGGCCCGUGUCCAGAGGCGAAAAGUGAUCGGAUAUCAGAGGCAACAACUGCUCAACUGCGUGGGGGGAGGGCCCUUUUCGCUCGCGACGUCUGCCGACUUGGACCUCUCCACUCACUCCUUUCAACCUUCCCGGCAACAUACAGACUGCAAGAUGCUGUCUUCUGCGAGGACAGGCGCCUCGCUGGCCCUGCGAGCGAGACCAACGACACAACUCGUGCCCUUCCGCGCCGCCGCCGCCAUCUCGUCCUCCUCCCGCAAAGAUGCCGCGAGCGCCGUCCAGCCCCACGCCGGCUACGGGCUUGCCAAGCGCGAGCGCAAAGAAGUGCCGCUCCCCAGCCAGGAGGGUACCAAGGGGCUGGUGCAAUAUGCGCUCACCACGCUCGACAUCGUCACCAACUGGGCGCGCCAGUCGUCGCUGUGGCCCAUGACCUUCGGGCUGGCGUGCUGCGCGGUCGAGAUGAUGCACCUCUCGACGCCGCGCUACGACCAGGACCGGCUGGGCAUCAUCUUCCGCGCGUCGCCGCGGCAGUCGGACGUCAUGAUCGUGGCGGGCACGCUGACCAACAAGAUGGCGCCCGCGCUGCGCCAGGUCUACGACCAGAUGCCCGACCCGCGCUGGGUCAUCAGCAUGGGCAGCUGCGCCAACGGCGGCGGCUACUACCACUACAGCUACAGCGUCGUGCGCGGCUGCGACCGCAUCGUCCCCGUCGACGUCUACGUCCCCGGCUGCCCGCCCACCAGCGAGGCCCUCAUGUACGGCAUCUUCCAGCUGCAGAGGAAGAUGCGGAACACCAAGAUCACCAGGAUGUGGUACCGCAAAUAGGCUUUUUGGGGGGAUUGCCGGAUGGAGCGCGCGUUGCUUUCUGUGGGAUUCGGUGGACGGGAUAUGAUAUCCUUACGGGUGAAAAGCUAGAGAAGCGGCCUUGAGACUUAGGAUAGAGGGUUCGUGGCAAGGACGGUUUCGCCAGACGCCUCUGCAAUUUUCCUUUGUCGCCCCCCGACUGUGCCGAUUCCCGGUCUGUACAUAUGGUUUAGAGACGCCUGAGCACAAACCGUUCCGGGCUGUACAAGCA